This is a messenger RNA of Nannospalax galili (Upper Galilee mountains blind mole rat), 4227 nucleotides long. RefSeq names its product coiled-coil and C2 domain containing 2B (gene Cc2d2b). The transcript has 32 exons. Lineage: Eukaryota; Metazoa; Chordata; Mammalia; Rodentia; Spalacidae. Gene Ontology annotation, biological process: protein localization to ciliary transition zone; non-motile cilium assembly. The annotation marks the transcript as partial. Gene Ontology annotation, cellular component: ciliary transition zone. The record is from RefSeq and is a predicted model, not a curated record.
UUUUUGGAUUUAGAUUCAGAAGAAAAUCUAAACAUAACAGAGACACUGGGGGGCAAAGUAAGAGAAAAACUGGAAAAUGCCAAGAUUAGUCAAGGUGAAAAAUCUUCAACUCAGCUGUUCAGUAAUCCUAAGAUAUUUCAAUGGCCUAAGGUUAACCCACAGACUGAAGUUUUACUGGAUGAAAGACUUUCAUUUUUCAUCUUGAGUGGUGAAGAAGACUCAGCCUUGAGUCAGUCUUCAGGGCAGAAAUCAUUAAAUGAUGGUUAUUCCAAACAUUUUUCACCUGAUGAUAAUUUACAAAAUAUUGUUGAAGGUCAAGAUGAAGAUUUUAUGGAAGUCAUUUUAACAGAUUUGCUGGAAGUGAAAGCUGCAGAAUAUGAUCAAGAACUAGUAAAACAUCAGGAGGCAAAUAUUUUUGUGCCAAGUAGCUCUCCAGUGGCCACCCAGCAUAAACUUCCAAAGGGUAUGGUGCCACGCAUUUUAGAAGAUGAAGGAUACUAUAUUAAGAAAAAGCCAAAGACAUAUAAAAAGAUCUGCAACAAAAUGGAAAAUCGCCUGCUUAACCUAGAAGAGGGAAAAAGUUGGUUUGAAGAAAGUGGAGAAAUGAUGUCAUUACCCUCACCUAUCAGACAGUCUUGGAAUUUCAGGCUAAACAUAAGCAAGGAAGUUUUGAACCCAGCACUAAAGACCAUAUAUAGAAAGGCAGUAAAAUCUGACCCAGGAUGCUGUUUUAGGAACAAAAUGGAAGGUCAAAGGGAAAUGUACCAGUUAGAUCUCAAUAUAGUGGGUUUGCAGUUCAGCCACCAUCCUCUCUUCAACCAGGAACAAGUGUUAUGUGCUAGGCUGCUCCAGCUGUGUGAGUGUUUUCAGGACAGGCAGCAAGAGAAUCUGUCUCAGCUGCUUUCUGAGAAGCUGGAAGCACUGAACAAAGCUACCCAACUAGAAAGCAAAAAUUCAGAAAUAAAGGAGUUUACCAGAAAAUCUUUACAAGAUUAUUAUUGGCAGAUAAGUAAUACAAAACAGCUGUAUGACUUAGAACGGGGAAAGGACCACUCCCUACUCUACAGUAUAUUACAGACUUGGAAACAGAUAAAAGCUCUUCGACAAAAGCAAGGAUUUACAAGCACCCUGAUAAAGUUACAGUUUCUCAGGAUAAAACAGAACAGAUGCGAUGAGCAAAAACAAGCCCAAAUGUCAGAAGUGUCUGAGACCGAGAAAGAAAGUGAAGAAAAUCUAUUUCAGAGUGAAGAAAUGCAGGAGAACCCCUCAUAUCCAGCUUCAGAACUUGAAGAAACAGAAAUCGAAAGAAUAAAGCCAGUUACUUUGGUGCCACAGCUGUCUUUCACAGCAGAAUUAACGAAUGUAUCCAAGUGUUCAUUGCAUGAGCAGAAGAGGAGAGCCAAAAUCCAGAAACUUAAAUAUUUUAUUAAAAUAUUUUACAAUGAUAAGCAGGUUUCCUGCACUUCAGUAUCUCCACUACAGUUUGAUUUCAAAGUUAUGUUUCAGCAAAUUUUCAAUAUUCAACUAAUAUAUUGGCCUGAAACAAUUUGCCUGGAGGUUUAUGAAAUAAAUAAAAGGACAAGUUUACUGGCAAAACUAUAUUUACCUUUACCUAACAAGACAGAACUAAGAGGCAAAGCUGUUUUGGAAUACACAGAGUUUAGUUCUGAUAAGAUGGUCAUACCUAUGGCUGGAGAAGUGGGAAGCAAUGUGCCUUUUUAUAUUGUGGGAAAUGAAUCUGAAAAGCUUUGUCUUUUAACAUCAGGAAAACUUAGCUAUUCUUUGUCAUGGGCUCUAGAUGAAAAUGGAAUUCCUCUGACACCCAUGUCACAGUCAUUAAGAUCUGCAUACUCUAGUGUGCUAAGGAAUGUUGAUGCAAGAGGUGUUCCUGGAGUCCCAUGGCUCGUUAACUCACAGAAACUUUGUGAUUGGGCAAAUGAAGUCAGGAUCGAUCCAAAUAAUCCAGAGUAUUCUGAUUUAGCAGAACUAAUUAUGUAUAUGAGACACACAGAGCAGGAAAUUCCAAAGUAUUUCCGUAUUGAACAAUUGCAAGAUGAAUUUAACUUUGUUUCUGAGGAGGAAAUGAAAAGGAGCAAACGUUUCCAGCUUUUACAACUUAGAAAUGCAGGUCAGCUGGAUCUUUCCCUUCUGCAGCAAAUGCCCCUCUACGACAGAGAGAUUCCAGAUGUAGUCUUCCAGGAGUAUGAAAGUCAGGUACAGAAGGACAUGUCUGUUUCAGAUGUGAAUUCUAUCACUGCCCAAAGGAUUCAUUCUGUCAGUUUCCUGAGAAAGGUGAGAAGGUUGAUAAUGAAAAGACUCAUCAAAGUUAGUAAAUUUAACUUGUCAGAUAUUGUGGCUGACUAUGAAGAAAGUGUGUCUACAAGUCAAUUAACAGAUGCAAUUUGUAAGCUUUUUGAACCACGAAGAAAGUUAAAACCCCAGCGGAAAGAGAGAAAAAAAGUCACAGUGCAGAGCGUCUCUGAUGGGGAUAUUAAGAUUCUUGUCAGGAUCCUGAGGGCUUAUAACAUUCCUACCAGAAAGAUGGUAUCUAAUAGAGUUUUGGAUAUGCCUACCUAUUUGAGAUCAUCCUUGCCUUGCCUCAGACAUCAAGAAACAAUCAGAUCAGUAGCCUCAAGUGAGAUCUUAAAUGAGGAUACUACAUACCCUUUCAUAGAGGUUUCUUUUCAACACACUGUAUAUCAAACCAAUACUGCAAGUGGAUCUCAUCCAUCCUGGAAUGAAGAAAUUAAAGUAGAUUUUACUUCACCAGGACAUGAUUAUAGCUUCUCAAGUUUAUCUAAAAUAAAAGAUAAUAUAUAUAUCAACAUUUUUGAUGAAGUGAUGAUUGAAAAACAUGAGGAUCAUUGCCUCAAGAGCUGUAGUACUCAUUCAUACAUAAGAAAGAACUGGCUUGGUUCCAUCAGCUUUCCUUUCUCUGUUCUUCUACAACAAUCUGAGAUUAGUGGAACAUUUCAAGUAAAUAUCCCACCAGUUUUGCUGGGGUAUACUUGGAGUAAGACUUACGUAUCUCCUAAAGAGGACUGCAAUGGGCAGAAUUUAAAAGACUGUACCUUCUUAAAUAUUUUUGCUACACUUGAACCUCAAAUAUCAUAUAUCACCUAUAAUCCAAAACCAGAAGAGUUUACAGAUCAAAUAGAUGUUUUGCAGAGAGCACAGACUUUUAAAAAUAAUUGUAAGGCAAUAUUUCCUAACCGAAGAAUUGUAACCACUGUUUUUAAUGAUGAAGGGAUACAGAUCUUAGUCACAAGAUAUAUCAAGCCAUUAAAUCCACCUCAGCAGCUUCUUGAUAUAUUUCUUCAUGACUCUAAUGCAACGCUUGACCUUAUUGCUCGAUUUGUGUCCUUGAUUCCUUUCAUGACUGAAACACUCGCUGAAAAUGAUGGUUCUGACAUAUGGAUGACAUCAGAGUGCUGCAUCAACCUGGCCAUUGGAAAUAAGGAAGAGCAUGCCAUUCUUCUCUGUAAUUUCUUUCUGUAUUUUGGAAAGAAGGCUUUGGUGCUCUUGGGAACCUCAGUAUUGGAAGGGCAUGUAGCUUACGUAUUAACUCAAGAAACUGGUGAAUGUUUACUUUGGAAUCCUUCAACUGGACAAUGUCAUAAGCAGUUUGAUCCUUUUUGUCCCUUACAAAGUGUGGAUUGUUUGUUCAAUGAUAGGAACGUCUGGUUUAAUAUUGAACAAAAUAAUACACCAAUGGCUAUACAUUUUGACUAUUCAAAAGAAAGUUUCUGGAAACAGUUGUUUCCAAAAAAUUUUCAGGGAGCAAAAGCCAAAAGCAUACAGCCUGAAGAAAUAAUUUAUUCUGAUACUAAUAAAAGCAUGGUAGAAGAUCUAAAGAACAGGAUUGAAAGGACACUAAAAUAUAAAAUGAUGGAAUGGCGAUCUAAACGCCCAACACAUUGGAAUCGACAAUGUACUUCUAUUUUGCGACACAUCCUUCCUAAGCUGGAACUUUACAUGGGAAGUUUUGUUUCAUUUGAAGAAGACAGUGAAUUGGAAAGACUGCACCAAUUUUAUUGGGUUGCAGGAUUUCCCAUCCAGAUGCCAUACACUGAUGUCCAGUCAAUUAUUGAUGCUGUGUAUCAGACUGGAAUUCACUCUUCUGAAUUUCCCAUGAUGGAAUUUGCUUUAGCUGUAUACAUUCACCCAUAUCCAAACAACAUAUUAUCUGUAUGGGUCUAUUUGGUUUCCUUAGCCAGAUAUCAGUGA